Messenger RNA from Dendronephthya gigantea, 2819 nucleotides. Its product is annotated as small G protein signaling modulator 3-like. The transcript has 28 exons. Bases 57 to 2456 code for a protein of 799 amino acids. Gene Ontology annotation, molecular function: protein binding. NCBI's taxonomy places the organism in Eukaryota, Metazoa, Cnidaria, Anthozoa, Malacalcyonacea, Nephtheidae. The record is from RefSeq and is a predicted model, not a curated record.
ACCUACGCUUGCAAAGAUGAUGAUCUUUGAUCGAUAGCAAAAACUUCGCUGAAAAAAUGUAUCUUCCGUCGAGCGCGUUUGCUUUUGAACGACAUAAGAAAACAACCAGCAGCAAGAAGAUUGCUAAAGAUAGUGGAGAUGAAAGCAGUGGAGUGGAUGAUGACUUGUUAUGGGAUGACAUGACAGUCAAUGGUACAGACAGUCCAAUCAGUGGUUCAUUUGUUCCUCCUGCGGGUGCACCAUUCUCUGCUCUUACACCAAGUAUAUGGCCCCAAGAUAUUUUAGCUCGGAUCCAGCAGACUGAAGAUGCCGGUGUCAGUCCUGGAGGAGAGUACGAUGAAUUUGGAUUUUCUGUUGAGUCAACGGAAGCAGAAAGCUCAGAGUCCGUCCAUUAUGUAACAGAUGAAGAGCCAGGUCAGAGACUCAAAUGGCAAGCACAUCUCGAGUUUACCCAAAACCAAGAACUUGGUGAACUUACUUGGGACAAGGUCUCUUCAACAUUAUCGAGAACUGAUAAAUUGAGAGAGCUAAUUCAUGCGGGAAUUCCUCAUAGCAUGAGAGCACCAAUAUGGAUGAGAACAUCAGGUGCAAUGCAUAAGAAAGAGUCGAUGGAUUUUUCGUACAAGCAAAUUGUAAAAGCCAGCGGAAGUGAUAAUACGACCGCUAUGGCAAAACAAAUUGAGAAGGAUCUGUUGCGUACGUUGCCCAGCAACGCCUGCUUUUCAACACCAACUAGCACCGGAACAAGGAGACUGAGGAGGAUAUUAAAGGGGCUCUCCUGGCUUUACCCUGAUGUUGGUUACUGUCAAGGAAUGGGCGUGAUUGUAGCAACACUGCUUUUGUUUAUCGAAGAGGAGGAUACGUUUUGGUUGAUGUGUACCAUUAUUGAGGAUCUCGUACCACCAUCCUACUAUUCCAACACUUUAAUUGGUGUUCAGGCUGAUCAAAGAGUGCUGAGACAACUUAUUGUCAGCUAUUUACCAAAACUAGACGAAUCUCUGAAGCAACAUGACAUAGAGAUAUCACUGAUCACACUUCACUGGUUUUUGACUUUGUUUGCAAGUGUUGUUGAGAUGAAGGUGCUGUUAAGAAUUUGGGAUCAGUUUUUCUACGAGGGCUCUGUGGUUCUGUUUCGUAUCACACUGGGCAUGAUCAAAAUGAAGGAAGAUUAUAUCAUUUCACAAGACAACUCAGCGCAGAUAUUCAACGCGUUAUCAGACAUCCCGGGAGAGAUAACUGAUGCAAAUGAGCUAUUUGAGAUGGCCUCGAAGGCUUCAGGAUCGCUGACUGACGUUAUCUUAGAGGCACAUCGAAAGAAACAUUUGGCCUUCUUAAUGGCGGAUCUUGGCUCCCUGACAGGAAUUGAUGGACCUCGUUCAGGCGACAAACAAAAAAUCCAUCGUCGUCCCAUUGUAAGAUCCGAGAGCUCUACGUGGAUUGGAUAUCUCCUGGGUAAACAUGAACUAGCGUUGGCCAAAGCAAAGAAUAUCCGCCAAACUGAGCUUGUUGCAGAUUUAAGGGAAGCUAUUUUGCAAAUAGCCCGGCAUUUUGAUGCUUUCGAUGUGAAAAAGGGUCUGCAGGUCGAUUAUUCCGUUGAGAGUCACGGUCAUGAUUAUGAGAAUUUCGUCAACGUUGCCAAAAAUCGACGUCGAAGGGCGAAGGCUUUGCUGGAUUUUGAACGUCAUGACGAUGACGAGCUUGGUUUCAGAAAGAAUGACAUCAUCACGAUUAUCUCGCAGAAAGACGAGCAUUGUUGGGUCGGUGAAUUGAACGGUUUACGAGGAUGGUUUCCCGCCAAGUUUGUAGAAAUACUGGACGAGCGAAGCAAAGAGUAUUCCAGUGCUGGGGAUGAUUCUGUCUCGGAGACGGUGACAGACCUAGUGCGAGGUAGCCUCUGUCCUGCUCUGAAGAAUAUCUUUGAACAUGGUAUGAAGAAACAAUCCUUCCUUGGCGGCUCCUAUCAUCCGUGGCAUUUUAUAGAAGAGGCUAGCGCUCAUCAGGUCGAGAAAGAUUUUCAGUCAGUCUAUUCAAGACUCGUCCUUUGCAAAACAUUCAGACUCGAUGAAGAUGGCAAAGUUCUCUCGCCUGAGGAAAUAUUAUACAGAGCAGUACAAUCCAUAAACAUGACCCACGAUAGCGCGAAAACACAAAUGGACGUAAAGCUGCGCUCACUGAUAUGUUACGGUCUAAACGAGCAAUGUCUUCAUCUCUGGUUCGAAUCAUUGUGUGCCUCAGAAGACAUCGUUAAUAGAUGGUUCUAUCCGUGGUCAUUCGUCCGCAGUCCAGGAUGGGUUCAGAUUAAAUGUGAACUGAGAGUGUUGGCCUCGUUCGCUUUCAGCUUAAAUAUUGACUGGGAAAUCCUGGAUAAAAAAGGCGACGCAAGUGUGAGCAAGCCAUUGAAAGACAGCGUUCAAGAUAUGCUGGUGAAACACCAUUUAUUCAGCUGGGAUUUAUAGUCCAGUUACGAUUUGCAGUCCAGUCGUAUCCUUACAACAGAAAUUUUCACGCAUUCACAAAAUCAUCCCCAAAUAAACAGUCUGCUGUUAAAUAGAGUUAGGAAAUAGUAUUUAAAUUGUAUAGGCUGGUCAAUGGCUAGUUUCUCUGAAAACGUAUCAUGCAGGAAUAUUUAUGCUGGACCGUAAUACUCAGGAAAAAAAACACGUCUUUGAUGUAAUUAUUUGUGUGAAUUUAGACCGAACAAGUCAGAAUUGAAUGAAUUUAAUUAUACUGAUAAAUUUAAUGGACGGCAAUAUCGUCAAGUUUUGAGAAUAAAAUGUAUAUUUGCUAGUAUUAUUUGCUGAAAUAUUUACGAUAGUAAU